CAGUUUAAAUACCUGAUUCACGCGUUUAUCUCGUCGAGUAAAGUGAUAAGAAAAACAGAUAAGAAAAUCGAUCCACAAUAUCGUCAAAAAUCGAACGCAUUCACCGCGCUCGUAUGGCACCAAAAUGGCAAUGUGGAAUCGAAUCCUGUUCAUUUUCCUCAUUUUGAACGUCACACCUACGAUUCGGAGCAAGUGGCUCACGUACGAAGAGUUUUUCGCGUUGUUUCGCGAAAGGGGAGACAUAGCGAAAGGGAACAUCAUCUGGGCCAGGGAGAAUUGCCAGCAGGGCUUCGUGAUGCUCGGAACCGGCCGGUGCUUGAAACCCUAUCACCAGUCGAAUUAAUUCGUGAAUUUGAAUCAGUGUAAGUGAAUUUAGGCACUAGAUUAUUAGGUGUAUAUGGAAGUUUAUAAGUUAGGUAAUUUAUUGAAUCAACAUGUGUUUGUAUCAGCAAUAAAAAUGAAUUGAAUAGUUGCACUGACUUG
Messenger RNA from Phyllotreta striolata, 483 nucleotides. The record is from the annotation of a GenBank genome assembly. NCBI's taxonomy places the organism in Eukaryota, Metazoa, Arthropoda, Insecta, Coleoptera, Chrysomelidae.